Molecule: messenger RNA, 908 nt
Organism: Raphanus sativus (radish)
Lineage: Eukaryota; Viridiplantae; Streptophyta; Magnoliopsida; Brassicales; Brassicaceae
Exons: 5
Coding region: 171-683 (170 amino acids)
Source: RefSeq, a predicted model, not a curated record
ACGCAGAAGAAAUAUGAAGAAAGCUUUUACCUAAAAAAGAUUAAAAAAAAAAUCAAAUCGUGUGUGCAUCUCGGAAAAAAAUCAGAGCUCUUUCGUCGACGUUUGAUUCUUUUCGCAAUUCUCUGAUUAAUCGAAGCAGAGAGAGAGAGAGAGAGAGAUCGGGGGGCGUAAUGGACGAGGUGAUGACAGUGGCGGACGCCGGCGGAAACAGGGGAUUGUACGGAUCUCCUCCGUCGCAGAACCCGUUUCCUCACAACCUUCCGAUCAUCUCCGCUUUUCUUGCAUUCGCCCUCGCUCAGUUCCUCAAAGUCUUCACUAAUUGGUACAAAGAAAAGAGAUGGGACUCUAAAAAGAUGAUUAGUUCUGGUGGAAUGCCUUCCUCUCACUCUGCUACUGUCACUGCCUUAGCUCUUGCCAUUGGCCUUGAAGAAGGUGCUGGAUCACCCGCUUUUGCUAUCGCACUUGUCUUAGCAUGCGUUGUAAUGUAUGAUGCCUCUGGGGUCAGGCUUCAUGCUGGUCGCCAAGCUGAGCUACUGAAUCAAAUUGUUUGCGAGUUUCCGUCGGAGCAUCCGUUAUCCACAGUUAAACCCUUGCGUGAACUGCUCGGCCACACUCCUAUCCAGGUUGCAGCAGGUGCUGUUUUAGGAUGCGUGGUAGCGUUUUUGAUGAGGAGUACAAGCUAGUUUCUACACAACAAAGACUCCAAAAAUUCUUUUGAAAAUCAUUAGACCCUUGAGAGAAACUUCAUCAGCGAUCAAGCUGAGGGUAGAUUAUUGGAAGUAAAUGGAAAAUUAUUUCACAUCUGUGUAAUAUAUAGAUCAUAGUUUUAAGAGAAUUGUCUAAGUGAACUGACUUGUCAUUGUUAUGCUAUUUUUCUCUUCAUAAUUAUUCUUACCUUGUUUUGUGUU